CGUAGAUCACAAAAAUGCCACUGCAUCAACUUUUCGUAUAAAUGAAACCCUGCAUCUGCAACUCCUUGAUAUUUCAUUUCAGGUUGGAACGUUUCAAAGAAAGCUGAAUUAUAAACAAACGCAGAUAGUGAUCAGUAAUUAAUCCAUAGUCGACCAACACAAUGACCGACCUCAAGCUUCGACUGGGGUUGGGAGAGAGUGGCAGUAGUACUGCAAAACUCAAGCACCUGAAUUUUGUGAGGGCCAUGGUGAUUCAGAUGCUGACGUUCUGGUGGAAUGUAUACAACUCCACCAAGCUCAAGUCUGGUCCUUUGCAACCAAUUUGGGGCGCGAUCGAGAUUAUCAUCACCACAAUCUUUGGUCCAAUCUAUCACUUGGUUAUGGAAAUUCCCGACGAUAUCCUUGUUUUUCUGGACAUGAAGUUGGAGGGUCACAUUUACAUGUUUCACAAGUAUGCACCGGAAUUUCUACAGAAUAUUGUCGGCAAAAUCCAUGAUCUCAAUGUGAAGGCCUUAGAGGUGCUACAGAAAUUUAUCGGCAAUAUUCACACACUGGGGCUACACGGCGCAUUUAUCAGCGCCUUAUCGGAUAUAAAGAAGUUCUUCAUCGGCGAGGUAUGGGCUUUCUUGCAGUGGCUACGCAAGCAACCGAUCAUCCAUUCGCUCGAAGUACAUCUGUGGCCCUAUCUUUUGCCCUUGCUUGUGGACUUUGGUGAGAGCUACAAUAGUUUUGUCAAGUUUAUGAGUAGCAAGGGCUUUCCAAUUUUCAGACACUUGCCAUUAGUUCCUGUGGAAUUGUUAAAGGUUGCGUUGGAGUUACAAAGAGCAGCCCAUGCACUAAACCCGUUUGAUAAGGAUAAAAAUCUCCCUGCUCCUUCACUGCCUGUUCCUUCACUGCCUGCUCCUACACUGCCCGUUCCUUCACUGCCUGCUCCUACACUGCCUGUUCCUUCACUGCCUUCUCCUUCACUGCCAGUUCCUUCACUGCCCUCUCCUUCGCUGCCUUCAUUCAAUCUUCCAACACUGCCUAUUCCACAGCUGCCUAACCCGCUCGAUCAACAGAAGCAAAAAGAAGGUCUUCCUCCACUGCCUGUUCCAAACCUGCCUAAUCCGCUCGAUCACCAGAAGAAGAAAGAAAGUUCUCUCCUGAACCCGCUUGAGGCACUCAAGGAAAAAGAUAACCCUGCGUUUAUUUAAGGAUGUUGAAGGAGUGGAGUGUUCCUCAAAACUGGUUUGCCACUCUUGCAGAGCCUACUACGAAAGCAAUCUAAUCGUAUUUUAUAUUUUUGUUUUGUUUUUCUUUUCUUGUGUGUAAGUUGAAUAUCUGGACGGCUAGUGACUAUGUAAAUGAUUUCUGUGCACUUAACUCUUUCGGGUAUCUAAGUCGUGAAUUGUUA
Molecule: messenger RNA, 1396 nt
Organism: Morus notabilis
Lineage: Eukaryota; Viridiplantae; Streptophyta; Magnoliopsida; Rosales; Moraceae
Product: REF/SRPP-like protein At1g67360
Exons: 3
Coding region: 162-1196 (344 amino acids)
Source: RefSeq, a predicted model, not a curated record